Molecule: messenger RNA, 3501 nt
Organism: Salvelinus namaycush (lake trout)
Lineage: Eukaryota; Metazoa; Chordata; Actinopteri; Salmoniformes; Salmonidae
Gene: palm3
Product: paralemmin 3
Exons: 8
Coding region: 456-1970 (504 amino acids)
Biological process (GO): regulation of cell shape
Cellular component (GO): membrane
Source: RefSeq, a predicted model, not a curated record
UGGCCACCCAGCACAGAACAUGAGUCAGGUAACUGUAACAGAACGUUGCCUCUGAGCUCCGGUGAAUUUUGGACACGCAUCGACUCGGUUUGGGAGGCAGGGAGUGACAAACAUAUUUCUCUGAAAGGGAUUUUGCUGUACUCCCAUGUGUAUUUUAAAAACCUUAUAGACGUUUUAAGUUUCACGUUUUCGUGUGUCUGCUGCGCUGAUGUGACGAGUUUUGCGUUUCAAAAGCGGAUACAACGCUCAGGUGUUUGUUUUUCAUAGGUGGAUUUUCUGCCUUUUAAAAAAUUAUUCCUAAAUAGAGCAGCGACAGGAGGUUUUACCCUGCGGUAUAUUUCUUUAUUGCAAUACUCUUGUUUACCACGCCAGUUUUUUCUUUCUUUCGUUUUUAAAUAUUUAAUUUGCAACCACCGACAACGCCGAGUGGCCACGUUGGAACAAACAGAUUGAAGAUGGACGAGGCAGAGAAGUACACACAGAGACUGCAGGCGAUCACUGAGAAGCGUCGUCUGCAGGAGGAACAGGAGAGGGCCAAGAGGGAGAUGGAGGAGGAGAGGCUGAGGCUACAGCAGCUCAAGAGGAAGUCUCUUAGAGACCAGUGGCUGAUGGACGGCCCCUCUUCCCCCACAUCCUCAGAGCCUCGUUCCCCGCUGUGGGGCUCCCAGGCCCAGGAGAUGGAGCAACGCAUAGACAAGUUGCAGACAGAGAGUCAACGGUUAGCGGAGGAGGAGGAGAAACUGGAGCAGCAGAUGGAAGAUGGCCGAGCUAAUGCAGUGGCGGUGGUGGUGGAGGCUACAGCAGAAGCUGUCCAAGCAGUUAUCUUGGAGAAUGGACAGGAAGAAGUAGAGGCUGAAUCCGUUCUAGGAACAGUUGAGGCAGCACUAUUGGAACGAGCUGAGAUCCUCACCAAUGGGAGAGGAGAGGGGGAGGGGCAAGCUGCUACCCACGAUGCAUCAGAGGAGGGCGGACCGCCCAAUGGCACCAACGGUCCAGUCACGGUCGUCCCUGAAGAUGGUGCCAUUACCAUGACGUUCCUGGGGUUCACGGAGGCGGAGCCGGUACUUGAGGAAGGAGGAGUGAUCAUGAUGCGAGCGGAGCGAGUGAUUAUCAAUGACGAGGGAGACGAGCUGGCAAAUGACCUUUCCUCUACGGGUCAGGAACAGGAUGUAGACUCGGUAGCGUCCAAUAAGAGCUCAGAAUCUCCUGAGGAAGGAGGAAUUGAGGAGGCAAAACCAGAGACAACUCCUGAAGAGUCCUCAGAAGUAGCAAAAGAGACUGAGGCAGCGGCAGACACAGUAACAGGAGGUUUAGGAGAAGGACAGAUGGACACAGUAACCAGAGAUUUAGGAGAAGGACAGAUGGACACAGUAACCAGAGAUUUAGGAGAAGGACAGAUGGACACAGUAACCAGAGAUUUAGGAGAAGGACAGAUGGACACAGUAACCAGAGAUUUAGGAGAAGGACAGAUGCACACAGUAACAGGAGAUUUAGGAGAAGGACAGAUGGAGGGCGUGGCAAACGGUGGUGGAGAGGAAGAGGCACAGCCAGUAGAGGAAGCUCCUGUGUCUGACCUGCAGGCCCCAGAUGAUGGCGUUGUGGCUGCCGUUCCCGUCUACUCUGAGUCCUUACUCACCCCCAGGCCCGACGCAGAGGGAGAGGCUGCAGGUGAGCCGGCAGAGGGCGAUGUGGAAGUGAAAACUGAAGUGGAAGUCAAGGGGGAAGAGGCGGCCUCGGUGUCCCCGGAAUCAGCCAUCCUCCCUGGGGGCCAGUUCCUGGAGGUGUCCCUAGUGGAGCCCCGGACUGAGGCAGACCCUGAGCAGGAGCCCCUGCUGUUCCCAUCCAAGGCCCAGACCCUGGAGCAGGCUCCAGCCGCCCCAGAGACACUGACCGCUACCAGGGGAGAGGCGGAGGGAGGUGUCGGUGUGGCUCCCAAACGCCAGACCUGCCAGUGCUGCGCCGUCAUGUGAUCAAUCAUUUCGCUCUCUAUCUCUCUACCAAAUUCUCCAAUGCUUUCUCUUUGUAAUACUACAAGAGGGACUUGACUCUGCCUCUAACACUGUGAAUGAUGGGGGGGUGGUAAGAUGGUGUGUUAUUACUGAAGUGCCUUGUGGAUCUCCUUCCCUAUGAGUAUAGCUCAGUUACCCAUCCAGAGGUACCUGGGUUUUGUUCAGUAGGGUGAAGUGCUUUGAAAUGAAAAAUAAAGACCAGUGUUUUUCUUAUUGGACCAGGUUCAGGUAGGCCCACCCUGUUCAAGUCAUGAUUGAAUCCUGACCAGUACAGUAGGGAUGUGACAAAGGCCUGAGGAUUGUAUCAUGACCAGUACAGUAGGGAUGUGUCAGAAAGGCCUGUGGGUUGAAUCAUGACCAGUACAGUAGGAAUGUGUCACAAAUGAAACCCUAGUCCUUACAAAGUGCUCUACUGUUGACCAGGGUCUAUGGUCUCUGGUCGAAAGUAGGUCACUGAGUGUACAAAACAUUAGGAACACCUGCUCUUUCCAUGACAGACUGACCAGGUGAAAGCUAUGAUCCCUUAUUGAUGUCACUUGUUAAAUCCACUUCAAUCAGUGAAGAUGAAAGAAGGAUUUUUAAAAAUGUUUUAUCCUUGAGACAUGGAUUGUGUGUGUGUAGCAUUGAGGGCAAGACAACAUAUUGAAAUGUUUUUGAACAGGGUUUGGUAGCAGGUGUCAGGCGCACCGGUUUCAGUGUCAAGAACUGCAACGCUGCUGUGUUUUUCACAUGCAAUAGCUUUCUGUGUGGAUUAAGAAAGGACCACCACUCAAAGGACAUCCAACCAACUUGACACACCUGUGGGAAGCAUUGGAGUCAACAUGGGCCAGCAUCCCUGUGGAACGCUUUCAACACCAUGUAGUCCAUGCCUGGAAGGAAUUGAGGCUGUUCUGUGGGCAAAAAGGGGGUGUAAAUAUAUAUUAGGAAGGUGUUCCUCAUGUUUUGUACACCGUGUAUAUAAAGGGAAUAGUGGGCCUUUUUGGGUACACUUAUGUCUCAACUUGAUAGUCUACAUACAGUUUGAGAUCUUUAUUCCAUUGUCUUUCUAUUUGUUGUAUGUGUUAGCCUUCUUGCCUACUUGAGUGUUAUCAAGGUUUGUAAAGUUCCAUUAACUUUCAGAAAAUGCCCAGGUUUUCCAGAAAUCAAAAUUCCCAGGUUUUCCUGGUUGGAGGUUUUGGAUCUCCUGCCUAUUCCUUCCUGAUUCAGGGAAUCUUCCAACCGGGAUUUCUGGAAAGUGGCCAGGAUUUUGCAACCUUACCGUUUGAAUCUUAUUUUGGUCCAUUAUCAAUUGUUAAAGGGAAAGUAUGUUUUUAUAUCUAAAUGCAUUUUAUUUUAUCGGUGUAUUUUCCAUAGAACACACACAGUGCUCUGGCAUGUAUAUAGCUACCAUGAAAUCAAGCAGCAGUGGGGUUUAUGUAUAGAAUGUAUGUUUUCUCAACAGGAUACUUUUGAACCAAUCAAUAAUGAUUAAACUGACAUUUGUGAAAUAUUA